UCCACGAAUCGUUGAUCACGGAUGCCAGGCGUAUGCCACGAGACACGUAGACGAUUGAAACGCCAUGCCUUAGUUUAGUGAAAUGAGUUAUCAAAAACAUUUCCCAAGGCUGCGAUUUACGGUGAACAUUUGAUUUGAAACCGAAACGUGACCAGUGUUGAGUCUUGGAAUCAACUCCCUAUUUUGACACAUAGUGUCGUGCCAAGCACAGUGCGGUAUCAAGCGGAGGCAAUUCGACGCCAUGAUGGAGGGAAUAUGCGAGACCAACGAUAUUUUGAACAAUGGGCCGUCAAAAAAGACAAAUCCAGCGGAUACCGUGGAUUUGUCUGACAAAUCGUUGCAAGUGGACAUCUCGGAUGCUCUCAGUGAAAAGGACAAAGUCAAAUUUACAGUUCACACAAAAACAACGCUUCCAGAGUUUCAAAAGGAAGAGUUCUUGGUUGUUAGACAGCAUGAAGAAUUCGUUUGGCUUCACGAUCGAUUCGAGGAAAACGAAGAAUAUGCCGGAUACAUCAUUCCACCAUGUCCACCUAGACCGGAUUUCGAUGCAUCUCGAGAAAAAUUACAAAAACUCGGCGAGGGCGAAGGAAGCAUGACAAAAGAAGAGUUCUCCAAGAUGAAACAAGAAUUAGAAGCAGAAUAUUUAGCCACGUUUAAGAAAACAGUGGCGAUGCACGAAAUGUUUUUAACAAGACUGGCGCAUCAUCCCGUUUUUCGGAAUGACCACAAUCUCAGAGUAUUUCUUGAAUAUGAUCAAGAUCUUUGUGUUAGAGGUAAAAACAAGAUGGAAAUGUUUGGAGGUCUUGUGAAGUCGCUUUCCAAAACAACGGAUGAGUAUUACUUGUCCGCAACUGUGAAGGAUGUGAACGACUUUUUUGAUCAAGAAAUGUCAUUCCUGCAUCAGUAUAAUAAUAAUUUAAAAGAAGCGACGAGUCGCGCUGAUCGUCAAACAGUAAAACACAAAGAUGUAGCUGAUUCGUAUAUCAAAAUUUCAAGCAAUCUUCUUCAGUUAGCCACCUCAGACGCUGGAAAAUUGGAAAGGUUUUUAACAAAAGUUGCCGAAGCCUUUGAAAAAAUCAGGAAAGUGGAAGGUCGCGUCGCUUCUGAUGAAGAUUUGAAAUUGUCAGACACGUUGCGUUACUACAUGAGGGAUUCAGCUGCAGCAAAAAGAUUGCUGUUUAGAAGAUUAAAAGCUCUGCACGCUUACGAGACAGCGAACAGAGCGUUGGAGAAAGCUCGUGCCAAAAAUAAGGAUGUUCAUGCCGCGGAACAAACCCAAACAGAAGCCUGUGAAAAGUUUGAACAAAUGUCGGAAAAAGGAAAAGAAGAAUUAACGGACUUCAAGACCAGAAGGGUAGCUGCCUUCAAAAAGAAUCUCAUAGAGCUUACCGAAUUGGAAAUCAAACAUGCAAAGGCCCACGCUGAGCAGCUCAAGAAAUGUUUAGCCUCACUUCGAGAAGAAUGAUUCUGCGAAUCAUUUUGCCAUUACAUAAAUUGCGCAUCUUGUAUGCAAAACGAGGUAUCCAACAUCAUUUUGAUAAUUUCAUUGUAUAUUAUAUUUUUUGUUAUCAUCAGCUGCAGUAGGGUGUCGAUAAGAAAUAUUGUAUUAUCGAUUGCAUUCUGCUGGG
Molecule: messenger RNA, 1628 nt
Organism: Belonocnema kinseyi
Lineage: Eukaryota; Metazoa; Arthropoda; Insecta; Hymenoptera; Cynipidae
Gene: Snx6
Product: sorting nexin-6
Exons: 10
Coding region: 242-1465 (407 amino acids)
Biological process (GO): phagosome-lysosome fusion involved in apoptotic cell clearance
Molecular function (GO): phosphatidylinositol binding
Source: RefSeq, a predicted model, not a curated record